ACACAGUGUCAUUUAUUUCAACUUACACCAAACUGCUCACAUGAUGUUUCGAGAGGUUUUACUUUGCGUGUUACUCGGUGUAUCUGUCGCCUACCCGAAGUACCAACAAAGCAUACCUAAUGGGCAGAGCGUCCCUAACCCUUGCCCGGGUGGUACAGGUAAUUGGAAGGGAGUAGGGCACUACAACCCAUACGGAGGUGGAGAUAGGAAUCUGUUUGGCUUGGACUUCGCCUCUUCUGGGCAUGUAUGGACACAUGAUUUGUGUAUGGAUGACUCGGACUCGGACGGUGUGUCCAAUGGAGUUGAACUAGGGGAUCCAAACUGUACCUGGUUACCCGGUCAAACACCUCAGGGCAGAGCGACAGGCCAUCCAGGAAUAUGUGAACCGAUGAGUGAUCAGAAGUGUCACACAGUCAAUCUUAAUGCUAUAUGUGUAUAAGCAUUAAAGGGAUAUAUAUGUUUU
Molecule: messenger RNA, 463 nt
Organism: Pecten maximus
Lineage: Eukaryota; Metazoa; Mollusca; Bivalvia; Pectinida; Pectinidae
Product: temptin-like
Exons: 3
Coding region: 41-439 (132 amino acids)
Source: RefSeq, a predicted model, not a curated record